AGCACUUCACCUAAUAUUAUCCUCCCACUCUCUCUAUAAAGUCUCUCAAUCUCUGCAUCUCUUUCCCAUCUCCAACUCAAGGCCACUCCUCAAUUUAGUUAAUCUCUAUAUAUCUAUUUCUUAGCAACUUCAAGGCCACACCAAAAACCAAGAAAAUGAUGAACCGAAUUCUUUUCUCUCUCUCACUUGCAAUACUAUUCCACUUCCAUUUCUGCACAACCGUAGCUCAGUCCCCUGCAGCGUCCCCGACAGUGCUCCCCGUACCGACUCCAGCGUCCCCCGGACCUACUGGUCCCCUCACGCCAGGGCCCCCGGCAACGGCCGGUCACCCCAACAUCAUGAAAAUCCUCGAAAAGGAUGGCCGCUUUACGCUGUUUCUACGGCUUCUAAAAAGUACCAGUGUGGGUUCCCAGAUCAAUGGCCAGCUCAAAGACUCAAACAAUGGCCUAACUGUAUUUGCACCAACCGAUGCCGCGUUUUCGAACCUCAAACAGGGCACUCUCAACUCUCUCAGUGGUCAACAACAGAUCCAGCUAUUGCAGUUUCAUAUAUUGCCUACCUUUAUCACCCCAGCACAGUUUCAAACUGCCACCAACCCAUUGCGGACACAAGCUGGAGGCAGCGAUCCAGGUGAGUUCCCGCUUAACGUGACGACCAACGGCAACCUUGUGAACAUUUCCACCGGCGUUAUGAGCACUGCAAUAUCUGGCUCAGUCUAUACGGCCAACCGUCUUGCCGUGUAUCAGGUGGACAGUGUGCUUCUUCCUUGGAGCAUUUUCGGUACUCCUGUACCAACAGCGGCACCGGCACCGGCACCGGCACCGGAAAAAGCAAAACGAAAAGCAAAAGCAAAAGCACUGGCAUUGGCACCGGCACAGGCACAGGCACAGGCACCGCUGAAGCCGGCGGAGAAGACGCCACCGGCCGCAAAAAGUCCUCCAAGCUCCACUACUGUUGAUACCUCUGGUACAGUUAGCCUCACCGUCCAUGGAAUGGUGGUGACUAUUGGAGUCGCUGUUUUUGCACCAUUGCUCGUGUUACAAUAGACCGUGAUGAUUGUGCCAGCUGGACAUACUGCGAGUGGGGUCUCAGUCCAUUUGCCUCCAAAUAAUUUUAAUAUGUCCAUGUCUAAAGAUUGAACUACGAGGUUCAAUUUUUAUUUUUAAUUUUUAAUUUUUAAUUUUCUUUUGAUCAUCCGUAUUUUUGUUUCAUUUGUUUUUGCUGUUACUUUUUAUUACUUUUGUUCUUUUCAAACUUUCAGGUGAUUUGUAUUUCUGUUCUUUUCCAACUUUAAUGUAAAUUCAGAUUUUGCACUAUUUUGCGAGAAUGAUUUCAACGAGGUGCUUUUAAAACAAUUGAUUUAUCAUAUUAUUAGCUGGACCUUUAAA
Molecule: messenger RNA, 1388 nt
Organism: Cornus florida
Lineage: Eukaryota; Viridiplantae; Streptophyta; Magnoliopsida; Cornales; Cornaceae
Product: fasciclin-like arabinogalactan protein 11
Exons: 1
Coding region: 156-1046 (296 amino acids)
Source: RefSeq, a predicted model, not a curated record